GGUAUAGCGCACAGCAGUGGUGCUCGCUCGUCACGAUAUCCAUGGCCCUCGUGGCGUUCUACCACGUGAAGGCCGAGGUCAAGAGGGUAAUCGACAUCAAGGAGGGUGAGGACAUGCAGUCUGGGCGCGGCAUCGAGGUUGUUGGAGUACUAUUGAUACUGAUGGCCAUCGCCUCCAACUCUUUGGGCGCGCUUUUCAUGGAGAAGUUCCUCAAGAGUGGCAAAGGCGGCCAGGCGCGGCUGCACGUGCAGAAGUGCCAGCUGUUGCUCGGGGAGGUGGGCGUGAACGCCCUGCUGCUGUUGGCGGUGCCGCUCGCGGGCCACCGGGCCGCGCCGGCGACGUGGCGCGGCGGCCUCUUCGCAGGGUGGGACAUGCGCGUCCUCGUCUGCAUGCUGGUCUGGAUCCCCGCGGGCUGGACGGCCACCCUGCUCGUCAAGCGGUGCUGCAACCUCCGCAAGACGGUGGCGCAGGGCACCUCCGGAGUGCUCACGUACAUCUUCUCCGUGGUGCCCCUCGACAAAGGCCCUCGGUUCUGGACCAUGUUCGUGGAGUUGCUCGGCGAGCCCCUGAACCCGGAGCCCUUCGCGUGGCC
Prorocentrum cordatum is the source of this 592-nucleotide messenger RNA. Lineage: Eukaryota; Dinophyceae; Prorocentrales; Prorocentraceae. The record is from the annotation of a GenBank genome assembly.